AGAGCCGCUCUCAGUCAGAGUUUGUCAGGAGAGCUCAGGAACAUGGCUUCACCCUUUCUCUGCUUCACCCUCCUCUUCCUCACUCUCUGCACAGCAGAUGGAUAUGAACAUUACACUUCAACUCGCUGCCUGUUUAACUCCACUGAGCUGAAGGACAUGGAGCUCAUCAGAUCUUAUUAUUACAACAAGCUGGAGUAUGUCAGGUUCAGCAGCAGUGUGGGGAAGUUUGUAGGAUACACUGAGUUUGGUGUGAAGAAUGCAGAAUACUGGAACAAUGAUUAUGGACAGCUCGCUCAAAUGAGAGCUGAGAAGAAGAGGUCCUGCCAAUACUACUGUCGGCUCUGGUACACAAAUGUUCUGACAAAAUCAGUGAAACCAUCAGUCAGACUUCACUCCACGACGCCCCCUGGUGGUCAUCAUCCUGCCAUGUUGGUGUGCAGCGUCUAUAACUUCUACCCCAAACAAAUCAAAGUCAGCUGGUUGAGAGACGGACAGGAAGUGACCUCUGACAUCACUUCUACUGAAGAGUAUGCAAACGCUGAUUGGCUCUACCAGGUCCACUCCAAAUUAGAGUACCUGCCCAGGUCUGGACAGAAGAUCUCCUGUGUGGUGGAGCACGCCAGUCUGAAGGAACCUCUGAUUAUUGACUGGGUCCCACCCAUGCCUGAAACAGAGAGAUUGGUCAUUGUUGGAGCUGUAGGAAUGAUCCUGGGUCUGAUCAUAUUUCUGGCUGGAGUCAUCUACACAAGGAAGAGUGGAGAUCCAUCUUCAUCUCACAGGUUCAGUGAGAAGCAUGCAGAGAGCUGGAACAAAGAUCCGGCAGCUCUGAGCUUGUGGAGACCUCAGAAGGAGAUGGUCCACAAAUCCGGCUCUGAGCUCUGCUACACAAAUGUUCUGUCUAAGUCAGUCAUGCCGUCAGUCAGACUUCAGGCCAUGACGCCCCCUGGUGGUCAUCAUCUUCCCUUGUUGCUCUGCAGCGUCUAUGACUUCUACCACAAACAGGUCAAGAAAAAAGGACAGGAAGUCGCCACUGAUGUCACUAAUAGCGGUGGGACAGCAGGAGCUGAUGGGCUUUGUCAGGCUUUAGUAGACCACCUGGCCUCCAGGUGAGUCCAUGUCAGGUCUGAAGUGACUGACAUGGUGAAGAAGCAAAUGUUUUUAAUAAAUUCAAUUCAAUUCAAUUCAAUUCAAUUCAAUUCAAUUUUAUUUAUAUAGCGCCAAAUCUCAACAAACAGU
This is a messenger RNA of Archocentrus centrarchus (flier cichlid), 1236 nucleotides long. RefSeq names its product rano class II histocompatibility antigen, A beta chain-like. The record is from RefSeq and is a predicted model, not a curated record. The coding region runs from base 43 to 1110 and encodes 355 amino acids. NCBI's taxonomy places the organism in Eukaryota, Metazoa, Chordata, Actinopteri, Cichliformes, Cichlidae. Gene Ontology annotation, cellular component: membrane; MHC class II protein complex. The transcript is spliced from 7 exons. Gene Ontology annotation, biological process: antigen processing and presentation; immune response.